CUUAUAAUUUGAAUAAGCCAUUGAUAAUGGAAGAACAUAAGAGAGGUUCUGUUGAAACAUCAUUGACUAUUGUAAUCGAAGAAGAUGGAGAAACAGACAUGUGUAUUUCAUGUGUAUGUGCUGUCUUUGUUUUGUUGCUUUAGGAGAAGGUAAGUAAUUAACUAACAGUGGCAGAUCAAUGGAGAAGGAGGUUGAGCUUUGUUCAGCUCAACCCCAAAUGGCUUCUCAAUUCCAAGGGCGUGCUAAGGGUGGUCUCGUUACCAUGCCUUUCAUCAUAGGAAAUGAAGCACUUGCGAGAGUUGCAACAUUGGGGCUUCUGCCCAACAUGAUACUGUAUUUGAUGGGAAAUUACAAUCUUCAUUUGGGCAAAGCUACCCAGAUUCUCCUGUUAUCUGUUGCAACCACCAAUUUCAUGCCUCUUCCUGGGGCUUUCAUUGCUGAUUCUUAUCUGGGUCGCUUCCUCGCUGUUGGUUUAGGUUCCUUCAUCACUUUCCUGGGAAUGGCACUAUUGUGGCUAACAGCCAUGAUCCCAGAGGCUAGGCCUCCUCAUUGCAAUUCUGAAACUGAAAGAUGUGUUUCAGCAACAUUUUGGCAAAUGACAGUGUUAAUCUCUUCCCUUGUUCUCAUGUCCAUUGGAAACGGUGGCCUUUCAUGUUCCCUGGCCUUUGGUGCUGACCAGGUGAAUAGAAAAGAUAACCCUAAUAAUCAGAGGGCAUUGGAGAUAUUCUUCAGCUGGUACUAUGCUUCCUCAGCCAUAUCAAUCAUAAUUGCCUUCACUGGAAUUGUGUAUAUCCAAGAUCAUCUUGGAUGGAAAUUAGGUUUUGGAGUUCCAGCAGCACUCAUGUUCUUGUCCACUUUUCUCUUUUUUCUGGCUUCUCCACUCUAUGUAAAGCAUAAAACACACAGCAGCUUGCUCACUGGCUUUGCCCGUGUCGUUGUUGUAGCAUGUAAGAACAGGAAACUUCGAUUACCACAUAAGAUCUCUGAUGGAAUGUAUCAUCAUAACAAGGACUCUGAUCUAGUUGUUCCAUCUGAUAAACUAAGGUUUCUGAAUAAAGCUUGCUUCAUCAAGGACCCUGAAAAAGAUAUAGCCUCUGAUGGCUCAACCCUGAAUCCAUGGAAUCUGUGCACAGUUGAUCAAGUAGAAGAACUAAAAGCUAUUGUAAAAGUUAUUCCUCUGUGGUCUACAGGGAUCAUGAUGUAUCUUAACAUUGGAGGCUCAUUUGGAUUGCUGCAAGCUAAAUCCCUCAACAGACGCAUCACUCCAAACUUUGAAGUUCCAGCUGGUUCUUUGGGAGUAAUCAUGAUAUUCACAAUUUUCAUUUGGAUAGCUGUUUAUGACCGUGUGAUCAUUCCUCUAGCAUCAAAGCUCAGAGGCAAACCAAUUAGGAUCAGUUCCAAGACAAGAAUGGGUCUUGGGUUGUUUUUCUCUUUUCUCCACUUGGUUACUGCAGCAAUUGUUGAGACUAUAAGGAGAAGGAGAGCAAUUAGUGAGGGACAUGUUGAUGACACACAUGCAGUGUUGAACAUGUCUGCAAUGUGGCUUUUUCCUCAACUUUGCUUGGGUGGCAUAGCUGAAGCAUUCAAUGCAGUAGGCCAGAAUGAGUUCUACUACAGUGAGUUUCCAAAGACCAUGUCAAGCAUUGCUUCUUCCUUUUUUGGUCUGGGAAUGGCUGUGGGAUAUGUGUUAUCUUCUUUACUAUUCCAUGUUGUGGAAAAGGUUACUUCAAGAGGAGAAAAUGGUGGAUGGAUCUCAGAUAACAUUAACAAGGGUCAUUUUGACAAGUACUAUUGGGUUCUUGUAACUCUCAGUGCUGUCAAUUUACUCUAUUAUCUAGUAUGCAGUUGGGGUUAUGGACCUACUGCAGAUCAAGAAUCAAAGGUAAAUCAAGAAAAUGGUUCCAAUGAGGAAGAAUUGCCAUUAAUUGGAGCCAAGACUGAGGGUUCAUUUGAUAAGGUAUCACAGGUUGGUGAAGAAAUUUUAAGAACUUCAUCACAUAAAACUGUAACUGAUUAAAAUGAGUUUUAUUGGUUCCAAUAAAAACCAGUGUUGGUGUUUGAUCAGGCUACUGAAACCAGUAGCUGGUUUUGUAUGAGGCAAUAUUUAUAAAGGAAUCUUUGAGGUACUGAAUUGUUUCA
Vigna unguiculata (cowpea) is the source of this 2139-nucleotide messenger RNA. RefSeq names its product protein NRT1/ PTR FAMILY 1.1-like. Gene Ontology annotation, molecular function: transmembrane transporter activity. Gene Ontology annotation, biological process: transmembrane transport; oligopeptide transport. The record is from RefSeq and is a predicted model, not a curated record. Lineage: Eukaryota; Viridiplantae; Streptophyta; Magnoliopsida; Fabales; Fabaceae. Gene Ontology annotation, cellular component: membrane.